Hibiscus syriacus is the source of this 441-nucleotide messenger RNA. RefSeq lists its product as uncharacterized. NCBI's taxonomy places the organism in Eukaryota, Viridiplantae, Streptophyta, Magnoliopsida, Malvales, Malvaceae. The transcript has a single exon. The record is from RefSeq and is a predicted model, not a curated record. Gene Ontology annotation, molecular function: nucleic acid binding; RNA-DNA hybrid ribonuclease activity. The coding region runs from base 1 to 441 and encodes 146 amino acids.
AUGAAGGCUGGACACACAAACCGACGACCACAUUCCGCUCUCGAAUGGUAUAAACCGCUAAACUCUACCAUUAAGAUUAAUGUUGAUGGGGCCUACAGCACUUCUAGCAAUGUUAUUGUCAUCGAAAUUGUUGCAAGGGAUAAUCAUGGAAUGGUGGUUGGUGGGAUGUGUUGGCAAAUCCCCUACACAUUCACUGUCGGGUCCGCAAAAGUUAAAGCGUUCACGCAAGGGAUCAAGUUUGCACUUGAGAUUGGUUGGAACAUCGCGAUCAUCGAAGGCGAUACGAUUUCCAUUAUCAAUAGUCUCACUAAUCAAAGCGACACAGACGGAUUGUUACUCAACGAAGCACGAGGGUUCCUUGCCUCAAACAAUGGGCUUAAAUAUUUUAUUAACCGAGAGGUAAACAAGGUGGCUUACAACCUCACCCAAUUUGCUUUUUGA